Cladocopium goreaui is the source of this 1644-nucleotide messenger RNA. The record is from the annotation of a GenBank genome assembly. Lineage: Eukaryota; Dinophyceae; Suessiales; Symbiodiniaceae.
GAGAGAGUGGAAGCAGUGUAUGUCUUGUUUAGAGCAAGAUGAAAUAACUGAUUGAAGCUGCAGCAUGCUGCAGCUGCAUCUACUGAUAUUCACUGUUAACAUGGCACUGGAGCCCGGCUCGGGUUCCUGUAAGUGGGUUCAUCCAAAACAGACUACAGCGGACAUGACCAUGAUUGACCACGCUGUUUUGCCUUCGCAAGGCAUGACAUUUGCUGCUGCAUGCUGCCAUUUUUCAGCGGCCCGAAGCCCAGGCCUGCCUCCUGUGAAUGCACCCACUAAGCGGGCUCCCACUUGGGCUGGCAUGCCGACCCUUUGGACACCCCGUGUCCAAAGCUGAGAGGGGCUGCAAGAGAUCUUCGCAGCAUGUUUCUUCUGCUGAAUCAGUAUCAGAGGCUUCAGGUCAGGCCAAUUCGACUCCGUCUUACCAGCGACUUUGGAGCAAUCGCGGUCGACAUCGACUUCCCAUCGCACCAGAAUCGAGAGGUUUGGGAAGAUGUAGUUGUACAGAGUCUUGUGAUUCCGGAAGUUGUUUGAAUGCGUUGAUGUUGAUGGAAUGUGGACCCAGUAACUGUGGCUUUCCUAACUGUGGAAACCGCCCCUUUGCGGAUUCCGAAGCUAGUCGCCUGGAUGACCUCACUGAAGUUUUUUGGACGGGGCAGCGCAAGGGCUUCGGCCUGCGUGCCGCCACAGGGCUGAGGAAAAAUCAAUUGGUGGCCGAAUAUUUGGGCGAGAUUGUGUCGCAAUCUUCAAUCCACAACUGGCGAUAUAUCAUGUCAUUACCGCAGGGAUUUGCCAUUGAUGCUUCAGUGGCAGGGGGACCGGCUCGCUUUAUCAACCACUCAUGCGAGCCCAACUGUAAUGCACAGCGCUGGUUGGUGGAAGGACGGUGGCAUGUGGGGAUUUUUGCCAGCCGGGACAUCCUCCCACGGGAGGAGCUCACUUUCAGUUACUCCAACGGUCGAGGCUCCCGGGGCAGCGGAUUUGGAUCUUCGGAUCCUUGUCAUUGUGGCGCGCAUAGAUGUUCUGGUCGCAUUGCAGAGCCCCCAAAGAAGUACGGGAGAGCCAAGAAAAUGAAAGCAGUGAAAGACAAAUCAAAGAAGGAUAAGAAGGUUAGUGUGUUCAGAAGGCCCAAAAGUGGCGGUUUCAGAGCCUCAAAGUCCUCAAAUAACUCCGGCCGGUUCCAAAAAGCAGAUCCAGCCAGUGAGAAUUUGAAGAACCCACCGGACCAAAGUCCUUCCAGCAUCAUCGUUGAGGCUGAUUUGCCUUCUGCAGAUCGGACAGGUGUGGUGGAAGUGGAAGAUGAUCUCAUUGAGCUUUCAGAUGACCAUGAUCUUCACCAUGAUGCCUUGGAUGAGGAGGAAACCCUUCAAGACCUCCUAGCUGCCAAGGCUGAGAGUCACAGCGAACCCAAGCAGGUGAAGAUGGGGAGCCAGGUGACAGCUGGGAUGCUGAAGGCAACUUGGCAGUGUUUUCCAAAAGAUCAUGAAGAAAAUGAAGAAAUCACAGCAGAUACAGCAGUGAGUUUGGGACUCUACCUCCCAUCCGCCUUACAUCGAGCUCGGGAAUUCCUUUGCAAGCGCUGAGCUGCCUCAGCUGCCUCAGCUGCCUAGCUUGACGCGAUUUCAUCGACGAGAUGAAAAAACA